Orycteropus afer afer is the source of this 9204-nucleotide messenger RNA. The record is from RefSeq and is a predicted model, not a curated record. Lineage: Eukaryota; Metazoa; Chordata; Mammalia; Tubulidentata; Orycteropodidae.
AUGGUGUUCGAGUCAUUGGUCGUGGACGUGUUGAACCGGUUCUUGGGGGACUAUGUGGUGAACCUGGACACGUCGCAGCUUUCUCUGGGCAUUUGGGGAGGUGCUGUGUCCCUCAAGAAUCUUAAAAUUAAAGAAAAUGCCCUGUAUCAACUGGAUGUACCAUUUAAAGUAAAAGCUGGUCACAUAGGUCAUCUUAGUCUUGUAAUUCCAUGGAAAAACCUUUAUACUCAACCAGUUGAAGCUGUAUUGGAAGAAAUUUAUUUACUCAUAGUGCCUUCUGCUAUAAUAAAAUAUGAUCCUAUAAAAGAAGAAAAACAAAUUUUGGAAGCAAAACAACAGGAACUAAAAAGAAUAGAAGAAGCAAAACAAAAAGUAGCUGAUCAAGAACAACCUAAGGAGGAGAAACAGGACACUUUUGUAGAAAAAUUAGUUACUCAGAUCAUAAAAAAUCUUCAAGUGAAAAUUUCCAGCAUCCAUAUUCGCUAUGAGGAUGAUAUCACAAAUCGAGACAACCCACUAUCAUUUGGUAUUUCCCUUCAAAAUUUCAGCUUGCAGACAACUGAUCAAGACUGGGUCCCAUGUUUACAUAAUGAAACUGAGAAAUUAUUUCGUAAGUUAGUCCGGUUGGAUAAUCUUUUUGCCUAUUGGAAUGUGCAGUCUCAGAUGUUUUAUCAUAAUGAUUAUGAUGAAUCACUGAAUAGUUUGAAGAAUGGCAUUGUCAAUAAAAAUAUCGUUCCAGAAGAUUACAAUUUUGUAUUCCGCCCCAUAUCUGCUAAUGCCAAACUUCAGAUGAAUCGCCGAUCAGAUUUUGACUUUUCUGACCCCAAAAUAAAUCUGGAAGUUGAGUUACAUGACAUAGCCAUUGAAUUUAAUAAACCACAGUAUUUCAGUCUUAUGGAGCUUCUUGAAUCAGUUGAUAUGAUGACGCAAAAUCUGCCAUAUAGGAAAUUCAAACCUGAUGUACCUCUUCACUACCAUGCCAGGGAAUGGUGGUCUUAUGCUAUAAAUGGUGUUCUUGAAGUAAAAGUUCGUCCCAGCUUACGGAUGUGGUCAUGGAAGCAUAUUAGUGAUCAUAGACAAAAAGUGAAGCAGUAUAAAGAACUGUAUAAAAAAAAGUUAACAGCUAAGAAGAUACCUGGUGACAUUCUUAUUUCUCUGGAGGAAUUGGAAAAGAUUCUGGAUAUAUUUAAUCUAACUUUAACAAGACAGCAGGCAGAAGUUGAGGUAAAGAAAGCUGGAUACAAGAUUUACAAAGAAGGGGCAACAGAUGCAGCAAAUCGUACAGGAUGGUUAGACUGGCUGUGGGGUUGGACGGAAACAAGUAUUAGUGAACAACCAGAUGUUAAACCUGGAACUCUUGAAGAAAUGUUGACACCUGAAGAAAAAGCUAAACUCUAUGAAGCAAUUGGUUAUAGUGAAACAGCAGUUGAUCCAACUUUGCCCAAAACAUUUGAAGCCAUGAAGUUUUUUGUUCACUUGAAAAGUAUGUCUGUUGUUCUAAGAGAAAGUCAUGAAAAACCUGAGCUAUUAGAGAUUUUAAUUGAAGAAUUUAGUACUUUAAUUAUACAAAGACCAGGAGCACAAGCAAUAAAAUUUGAAACCAAAAUAGACUCAUUUCAUGUUACUGGGUUACCAGACAAUUUAACAAAACCUCGCCUCUUGUCUUCAUUGGAUGAUGCUACCUCACUUUUCAAAAUUAUAUUUGAGAUAAAUCCAUUAGAUGAAACUGUUGCUCAAAGGUGCAUCAUAGAAGCUGAACCCUUAGAAAUGAUAUAUGACGCAAGAACAGUGAAUAGUAUAGUGGAAUUCUUCAGACCUCCAAAAGAUGUACACCUAACACAGCUGACUUCAGCAACUUUGACAAAACUUGAAGAAUUUCGUGAUAAGACAGCAACAGGUCUACUGUAUAUUAUUGAAACUCAGAAAGUUCUUGAUCUCAAAAUUAAUUUGAAGGCAUCAUAUAUUAUUGUCCCGCAAGAUGGAAUUUUUAGUUCUGCAUCAAAUCUACUUCUUUUGGAUCUUGGUCAUCUAAAGGUGACAAGUAAAAAUCGUUUGGAAUUACCAGAUGUAAAACCAGGUGAGGCCAAUCUUGAAGAGAUAAUGCAUAGAGCAUAUGAUUCCUUUGAUGUUCAGCUUACAAGCAUACAGCUGCUUUACAGCAGAGUUGGUGAUAAUUGGAAAGAAGCACGAAAACUCAAUGUAUCGACACAGCAUAUUUUGGUACCUAUGCAGUUCAAUGUGGAACUCUCUAAGGCCAUGGUUGUGACAGAUUUAAGGAUGCCCAAAUUCAAGAUUUUUGGAAAGUUACCCCUCAUUUCUUUACGUGUCUCAGAUAAAAAGCUACAAGGAAUAAUGGAAUUAAUUGAAAGCAUUCCAAAACCUGAACAUAUACCUGAUGAACCUGCCCCUGGCAAAUCACUUCAGAUUCAAGGAUCCACUUCUUUGGGAGCAUCACAGAUUUCACAGAAAAUGUUCCCUGUCUUAGAACUUCCAUCCAUUAUGGAAGAUGACUCAGAGGAGGAAUUUUUUGAUGCACCAUGUAGUCCUUUGGAAGAGCCCCUUCAACCGCUGACUGGAGUUAAAUGUUUUAACCACAAAAAUCUUCAAAUACAGGAUAGUUCCAAAAAUAUGACCCAGUGUAAAAUAAGAUUUGAAGUACCAGAGGUUUUGAUUCAGUUUUAUCACCUUGUUGGAGAUUGUGAACUACCUGUGGUAGAAUUUGGUAUCUUAGGACUGGGGACACAAAUUGAGUUUAGAACAUUUGAUUUGAAAGCACAUGCCUUUUUGAAAGAGUUCUGCCUAAAAUGCCCAGAAUACUUGGAUGAAGAUAAGAAACCAGUUUAUGUGAUUACAACAUUGGAUAACACCAUGGAAGAUCUGUUAACCCUGGAAUAUGUGAAGGCAGAAAAGAAUGUACCAGACUUGAAGAGUUCCUAUAACAAUGUUGUGCAACUGCUCAAGGUGAAUUUCUCUUCUUUGGAUAUUCAUUUACAUACUGAAGCACUUCUGAAUACCAUGAAUUAUUUUAAUAAUAUCCUGCCACAAUCAAAGGAAAAACCAACCUCAGUUCAUAUUGCGGAGAAUGAAGACAAAGGAGUUGUCAUUAAAAAAAUAUCUUCUAAACUAUCCAGGGAUGAAGAUAUUAUUACCUUGCAGAUUUUAGCAGAAUUAUCAUGUUUACGGAUUUUUAUUCAAGAUCAGAAACAUAAAAUUUCUGAAAUUAAGAUUGAAGGACUUGAUUCUGAAAUGAUUAUGAGACCUACAGAAACUGAAAUAAAUGCAAAGCUAAGAAAUAUAAUAGUUUUGGAUUCUGAUGUAAUGGCUGUAUACAAAAAGGCUGUUUAUAUCACUGGAAAAGAAGUAUUUAGCUUCAAAAUUGUUUCUUACGUGGAUGCAACUGCUGGUUCUGCAUAUACAGAUAGGAAUGUGGCUGACAUUCAGGUUAAUUUAACUGUUGGUUGCAUUGAAGUCGUGUUUGUCACAAAAUUUCUAUAUUCAAUACUGGCUUUUAUAGACAAUUUUCAAGCAGCUAAACAAGCUUUGACUGAAGCAACGGUUCAGGCAGCAGGAAUGGCUGCUACUGGUGUAAAAGAACUGGCACGAAGAAGUUCCAGAAUGGCGCUAGAUAUUAACAUCAAAGCCCCAGUUGUGGUCAUCCCACAGUCUCCUGUUUCUGAAAAUGUUUUUGUUGCUGAUUUUGGACUAAUUACAAUGACAAAUACAUUCCACAUGAUAGCAGAGAGUGAGAGCAACCCCCCACCUGUUAUUGAUUUGAUAACAGUAAAGCUGAGUGAAAUGCGACUAUACAGGUCUCGAUUUAUUAAUGAUGCAUACCGGGAAGUACUAGAUUUACUACUGCCAUUAAAUCUUGAGGUGGUUGUUGAGCGAAAUUUAUCCUGGGAGUGGUACCAGGAAGUUCCUUGUUUUAAUAUAAAUGCUCAACUGAAGCCCAUGGAGUUCAUUCUCAGUCAAGAAGAUAUAACAACUAUUUUUAAAACAUUGAAUGGCAAUAUAUGGUAUGAAGAAGGUGGUAGUGCCCCAUCUGCUGUGAUGAAAGACCAGUCCAGUGUGACUAGUGGAGUUACUAAUGUUUCACACCAUUCAGGAGGAACAACUGUAGUGACAGCUGCUGUGGUAGAAAUACAUUCACGUGCCUCUCCAGUUAAGACAACAGUAAAUGUGAGUUUCAGGACAGACUAUCUCACUAUGGUGCUGUACAGUCCGGGUCCUGAACAGACUUCCUUUACAGAUGUUCGUGAUCCUUCUCUGCAACUUGCUGAAUUCAGAUUGGAGAAUAUUAUAAGUACUUUAAAAAUGUAUACAGAUGACUCAACAUUGUCUUCCUUCUCAUUAAAAAACUGUGUUUUAGAUGAUAAAAGGCCUCAUGUCAAGAAGGCAACUCCUAGAAUGAUAGGACUGACAGUUGGGUUUGACAAAAAGGACAUGAUGGAUGUAUGGUACAAGCAAGUCAGAGAAGGUUGGGUGACUGAUGUAGUCUUGCAAGAAGUAUAUAUCUGUGCUAGUGUGGAAUUUCUGAUGACAGUUGCAAAUGUCUUUCUUGAAGCCUACAGCACAGGCACUGCUGUAGAAACCAGUGUUCAAGCAUGGCCUUCUAAGGAAGAAGUACCUGUAGAGGAAUCAGGGAAGUGGGAAAUUAACAUUAUGAUUAAAAAUCCUGAAAUUGUGUUUGUGGCUGACAUGACAAGAAAUGAUGCCCCUGCCUUAGUCAUUACAACACAGUGUGAAAUUUGUUGGAAAGGUGACCUUGAAAAUGAUGCAAUGACUGCUGCCAUUAAAGAUCUCCAAGUGAGAGCAUGCCCAUUUCUUCCAGUGAAGAGAAAAGGCAACAUCACUACUGUUUUGCAGCCUUGUGACUUGUUUUAUCAGGCUACUCAGAUAGGUACAGACCCACAAGUGAUUGAUAUGUCAGUAAAAUCCCUGACACUAAAGGUUUCACCAGUUAUCAUAAAUACGUUGAUUACUAUAACUUCAGCACUUUAUACAACUAAAGAAACCAUCCCGAAAGAAACUACUUCCAUAGCACAAUUAUGGGAAAAGAAGGAUACUAAGAAUUUAAAAAUGUGGUUCCUUGAAGAACCAAAUGAAGCUGAAAAUACAGCCCCAACAACUGAAUUGGUACCCAAAGGAGAGAUGAUAAAAAUGAACAUUGAUUCUAUUUUUAUAGUUCUUGAGGCUGGAAUUGGUCAUAGAACAGUGCCUAUGCUUUUGGCAAAGUCACGUUUUUCAGGGGAAGGCAAAAACUGGAGUUCUCUAAUAAAUCUCCAUUGUCAACUUGACCUAGAAGUGCAUUAUUACAAUGAAAUGUUUGGUGUGUGGGAGCCUUUGCUGGAACCCUUAGAAAUUGAUCAGACUGAGGAUUUUAGACCAUGGAAUCUUGGAUUCAAGAUGAAAAAGAAAGCAAAAAAAGCCAUUGUUGAAUCAGAUACUGAAGAAGAAAACUACAAAGUUCCAGAAUACAAAACUACCUUCAGUUUCUAUUCAAAAGAUCAGCUAAACAUUACAUUAUCCAAGUGUGGCCUUGUAAUGUUAAAUAAUUUAGGCAAGGCAUUUACAGAAGCUGCCACUGGAUCUUCAGAUGUAUUCUUAAAGGAUCUAGCACCAUUUAUGAUUAUAAAUUCUCUUGGACUUACUAUCUCUGUUUCACCAAGUGAUUCCUUUAGUGUACUCAGUGUUCCUAUGGCAAAAUCAUAUAUAUUGAGAAAUAAGGAGAGUUUAAGUAUGGAUUACAUUCGAACUAAGGACAAUGAUCAUUUCAGUGCAAUGACCAGCCUAAGCAGCAAGCUUUUCUUCAUUCAUCUUGCACCUGUUAACCACUCUCCUGCUGAUAAGAUUCCGUUAACAAAAGUGGGACGUCGUCUUUACACUGUUAGGCACAGAGAGUCUGGAGUUGAAAGAUCUAUUGUUUGUCAGAUCGAUGCAGUGGAAGGCAGUAAGAAGAUAACAAUUCGUUCCCCAGUGCAGAUUAGAAAUCAUUUCUCUAACCCACUCUUGGUUUACGAAGGAGACAAUUUAUUAGGAACUGCUUCACCUGAAAAUGAAUUCAACAUACCAUUACCAUCUUACAGAUCAUCCCUUUUUCUGAAGCCAGAAGAUGAGGACUAUCAAGUAUGUGAAGGAAUUGACUUUGAAGAAAUUAUAAAAAAUGACGGAACUCUUCUAAAGAAGAAAUGUAGACCUACAAACCCUUCCAAGAAGCCAUUCGUUGUUAAUAUUGUCCCAGAAAAAGAUAAUUUGGCAUCUCUUUCAGUGUAUUCAGAAGAUGGUUGGGACUUACCAUACAUAAUCCAUUUAUGGCCACCUAUCCUGCUCCGAAACCUUCUUCCUUACAAAAUCGCAUAUUAUUUAGAGGGCAUUGAACAUAGGAUUUUUACUCUAAAUGAAGGAUGUUCUGCCCAGAUGUGUACUGCAGAGUUGGAUAAUGCAAAACUACAUUUAAAAUUACUUGACUAUCUUAAUUAUGAUUGGAAAAGUGAAUAUCAUAUAAAACAUAAUCAGCAAGACAUUGGUUUCAUCAACUUUACCUGUGUUACAGAAAUGGAAAAGACUGAUUUAGAUAUUGCUGUCCAUGUGACUUAUAAUACUGGCCAGGUGGUUGUGGCAUUUCAUAGUCCUUAUUGGAUGGUCAAUAAAACUGGUCGGAUGUUACAAUACAAGGCAGAUGGCAUUCAUCGAAAGCAUCCACCUAAUUAUACAAAGCCAAUUCUUUUUUCUUUUCAGCCAAAACACUUUUUUAAUAACAAUAAGGUUCAGCUUAUGGUAACCGAUAGUGAAUUGUCGGAUCAGUUUUCAAUUGAUACUGUUGGUAGUCAUGGAGCUGUUAAAUGUAAAGGCCUGAAAAUGGAGUAUCAAGUUGGUGUCACCAUAGACCUCAGCAGUUUUAACAUUACCAGAAUUGUGACCUUUACCCCCUUCUAUAUGAUUAAAAACAAAAGCAAAUAUCGUAUAUCAGUGGCUGAAGAGGGAAAUGAUAAAUGGCUCUCUCUUGAUUUAGAGCAGUGUAUCCCAUUUUGGCCUGAGGAUGCUUCUCAUAAACUACUUAUUCAAGUUGAAAGAAGUCAAGAUCCUCCCAAAAAGAUAUAUUUUAACAAGCAAGAAAAUUGUAUUUUGUUGCAUCUGGAUAAUGAGCUUGGAGGCAUUAUAGCAGAAGUUAAUUUGGCUGAGCAUUCUACAGUUAUUACAUUUUCAGAUUAUCAUGAUGGAGCAGCUCCUUUUCUGUUAAUAAAUCACACCAAGAAUGAUGUUGUUCAAUAUAAGCAAAGUUCUCUCAGUCAAAUAGAAGACUCCCUCCCUCCUGGCAAAGCAGUGUUUUAUACAUGGGCUGAUCCAGUGGGCUCUAGGAAGCUGAAGUGGAAAUGUGGAAAAAGCCACGGUGAAGUGACACAAAAGGAUGAUAUGAUGACACCUAUAAAUAUGGGGAAAACGACCAUUUAUUUAGUUUCAUUCUUUGAAGGCUUACAACGCAUUAUUUUAUUCACUGAAGACCCAAGGGUAUUUAAAGUAACAUAUGAAAGUGAGAAAGCAGAGUUAGCAGAGCAAGAAAUUGUGUUGGCAUUACAAGAUGUUGGAAUUUCUCUUGUCAACAAUUACACAAAACAAGAAGUAGCCUAUAUCGGCAUUACAAGUUCUGAUGUGGUUUGGGAGACAAAGACCAAGAAGAAGGCAAGAUGGAAACCUAUGAGUGUAAAGCAAACUGAGAAGUUAGAGAAGGAAUUUAAGGAAUACACUGAAUCUUCACCUUCAGAAGAUAAGAUUAUUGAGUUGGAUACUAACGUUCCGGUUCGCUUAACACCUAGUGGUAGUAACAUGAAAAUUCUUCAGCCACAUGUAAUAGCUAUACGGAGAAAUUAUCUUCCAGCAUUAAAGGUGGAAUAUAGCACAUCUGCACAUCAGUCAUCAUUUAGAGUUCAGAUUUACAGAAUACAGAUCCAAAACCAGAUACAUGGUGCUAUAUUUCCAUUUGUGUUUUAUCCUAUUAAACCUCCCAAAUCGAUCACCAUGGAUUCAGCACCAAAGCCCUUUACAGAUGUCAGUAUUGUCAUGAGAUCUGCAGGACAUUCCCAAAUUUCACGUAUUAAGUAUUUCAAAGUGUUGAUACAAGAAAUGGAUCUCAGGCUGGAUCUUGGGUUUGUGUAUGCUUUAGCAGAACUUAUGACGGAAGCUGAAGUGACUGAAAAAACAGAGGUUGAACUUUUUCAUAAAGAUAUAGAAGCUUUCCAAGAAGAAUAUAAAACGGUUUCAUUAGUUGAUACAACACAAGUCAGUCUCUAUGAAUACUUUCAUAUAUCUCCAAUCAAGUUACAUUUAAGUGUUUCCCUGAGUUCCGGUAGAGAAGAAGCUAAAGAUUCAAAACAACAUGGAGGACUGAUUCCAGUUUAUUCUUUAAAUCUUUUGCUGAAGAGUAUUGGUGCCACUCUUACAGAUGUACAGGAUGUAGUUUUUAAGCUUGCAUUUUUUGAGCUCAAUUAUCAGUUCCAUACAACCGCUGAACUACAAUCUGAAGUAAUAAGACAUUAUUCAAAACAGGCCAUUAAGCAGAUGUAUGUACUCAUUCUUGGACUUGAAGUUUUGGGAAAUCCCUUUGGCUUAAUUAGAGAGUUUUCUGAAGGUGUAGAAGCAUUUUUUUAUGAACCUUAUCAGGGAGCCAUUCAGGGUCCUGAAGAGUUUGUGGAGGGAAUGGCGCUAGGACUUAAGGCACUAGUUGGUGGAGCUGUUGGUGGAUUAGCUGGUGCUGCCUCCAGAAUCACCAGUGCUAUGGCUAAAGGAGUAGCAGCUAUAACUAUGGAUGAAGACUACCAACAGAAGAGAAGAGAAGCCAUGAAUAAGCAACCAACUGGUCUGAGAGAAGGCAUCACUCGUGGAGGAAAAGGCUUAGUUUCUGGUUUUGUAAGUGGCAUAACAGGAAUUGUGACAAAACCAAUCAAAGGAGCUCAAAAAGAAGGAGCAGCUGGUUUCUUUAAAGGUGUUGGGAAAGGUUUAGUUGGAGCUGUGGCACGACCGACUGGAGGCAUCAUUGACAUGGCUAGCAGUACAUUUCAGGGAAUAAAAAGAGCUACAGAGACUUCUGAUGAGGUGGAGAGUCUGCGACCCCCCCGGUUCUUCAAUGAAGAUGGGGUUAUCAGACCUUACAGGUUGAGGGAUGGCACUGGAAAUCAGAUGUUACAGGCAUCAAAAAGUUUGAUAUGA